AUGGAGCGUUUCAUUUUACGUUGUCGACACAGUGGCCAUUUUGUGAGGGACAUCUGGGUUCAGUUUGCAGUGUCUACGACAGUGGUUGCAUUUCUGGAUACUCACAGUCAGAUUCGGGUUUUGCGAUCUUGCAUUGUCGUUUACGUGGACAGAUCUGAAGUUGCACUAGGAUCCACUUCAGUUCGACUUCACUGCAUUGACCAGGCUUGGACAGUGGCUACGCCGCCUCUUCAGGACGAAGAUGACAAAGAUCUUUUCCAGGAAGAAGAGGCCGUUGAGGCCGUUGCUGGGAAAUGGCAACCUCCUGAGCCUGAUUCCACGGAAGAGGUCUCUUAUGUGAGGUUUCUGGAGAUCGGACUUACAGAUGCUAACUAUGAUGCCUUUAAUGCAGAAGGCCUGAACACUUUGGAAACGGUGCGUUCUCAUGCAACUGUGCUCCAGGGGCUGCUGAUGAGAGGUGAGUCGUACGGCACUGCGAAUGACAUGCAGGUACGCUACUGCCUCAUCCGGAGAGUUUUGGCGGCUGACCAGUUUCUGAACCGAUUCUCUGUGCCUGCAGCGUCUCCUGGACCUUCCAAGCCGAAGCCUUCAGAAGAGCCUGCGACCAAGGUGAUGCAGAAGUUUGGUGAGGGUACUGCACCUCACGAGCAUCCCCCUUGUGGCGGUCGAGCCACUCCUCGGCUCAUUCUUGACUAUGAGCGUGUUGUCAGUUUGCUGCUGCGUGAAAUCCCGAGGUUGAACACACCUGUCGGAUUGGCAGCGAGCAUUGGUGAGACAACUGAAGACAAUGGUUCAGGAGCACACAUGCCGGAUCAGUUGCUCAGGGUGAGAGCUGUCCUGGGAGCAAAGCGCCUCCUUCUCAUGAAGAAAGUUGCAGAGAAAUUGGAUGGCCUGGUACUGAGCUGUGCAAUGAGCUCGCAAGAGGUGUCGGGCUCGUUGGCAAUGCUGUCCCAGAGAGCAAUACAAGUUGACAUUGGACCCCAGCGUGAGAGCAGUCCUGGGAGCAAAAAAUUGGAUGGCCCGACACUGAGUUGUUCAGCGAGCUUGCAACUGGUUUCGGACUGGUUGGCCGCGACACUUAGCGAAGAACAACUCGUGGGUGAUGCAAAGUUCCUUAAGCCUGCUUUGCUUGGGAAGAUUCGUGCUGGUGUAGGUGGCGAGCAUUCAAGUGCGCUUUACGACAUCACUGUCGCCGAGGCAAAAGAGAAGUCUUGGCUUAAGGGCCCGUACAGUCCUGCCGAAAUGGAUCAGCGCUACAACGGGCGGUGGUUGCCGGUCAGGAGGUUCCCUGUGGUCCAGAAGGAUAAGCUUCGGCCAAUUGAUGAUUUGCGUGAGAAUAGAGUCAAUGACACCUUUUCAAGCACGGAGAGGGCGACCUUGGAUGCUUUGGAUCACUUGGUGUGGGCGUCUAUUUUCUUGAUGCUUUUAUGUUGGAAGUCGAAGGGACCACUAUGA
Cladocopium goreaui is the source of this 1455-nucleotide messenger RNA. The record is from the annotation of a GenBank genome assembly. Lineage: Eukaryota; Dinophyceae; Suessiales; Symbiodiniaceae.